AUGGUGAUAAUGACUUGUUAUCGUAUUGUUCUAAUUUAUUUAAUAUUUGCAAUAAUAUGUGUGAAAACCGAAGAGGAAACUGUGCAGAAAAUGACAAAGGCUGAAAGAAGAAGCUUAAGGGAAGAAUCAAGGCGUAUGUUUUAUCAUGCAUACAAUGCAUACAUGGAUAAUGCAUAUCCUGCUGAUGAGUUAAUGCCCCUUAGCUGUAAGGGAAGGUGGAGGGGUGUUACCCCCAGUCGAGGGGAUAUGGAUGAUGUUUUGGGCAAUUUCUCACUCACUUUAGUAGACAGUUUGGAUACAUUAGCUGUCAUGGGAGAUUUCUCAGAAUUCAGUCGGGCCAUAAAGCUGGUUAUACAUGAUGUAACAUUUGAUCAUGAUAUUAUUGUGUCAGUUUUCGAGACAAACAUCAGGGUGAUUGGAGGCCUGUUAUCUGCCCACGUGCUGGCCAUGGCUCUGAAGACUGAAGUUCCAGCUUUACAGUGGUACAAUGGUGAAUUAUUGGCUAAAGCUGAAAAUUUGGGUAAACGACUUUUACCAGCGUUUAAUACCUCCACUGGAAUACCUCAUGGCAAAGUUAAUCUUCGCCACGGCGUCCGAUGGAUGACAGAAUCACGUGAAACAUGUACAGCUUGUGCAGGAACUAUGAUAUUAGAGAUGGCAGCGCUAUCCCGGCUAACUGGCAACCCUAUAUUUGAGCAAAAGGCCCAUAAAGCUAUGGACGGGCUGUGGAAGAUAAGACAUAGAACAUCAGAUCUCAUGGGGACAGUCAUAAAUAUCCACUCAGGCGACUGGGUGAGGAGAGACUCCGGUGUCGGCGCAGGAAUUGAUUCCUACUACGAAUAUUGUCUGAAGGCCUACAUUUUAUUAGGCGAUGAAAAGUAUCUGGCAAGAUUUAUAAGACACUACAAUGCGGUCAUGAAGUACAUAAGCAGGGGUCCUAUUAUGCUGGCGGUACAUAUGCAUAGGCCACAUCUCCAAUCGCGGAAUUUUAUGGAUGCUCUGCUGGCCUUCUGGCCUGGUCUUCAAGUACUCCUUGGUGAUGUGAAACCAGCUGUCGAAACCCAUGAGAUGUUGUACCAAGUGAUGCAACGACAUACAUUCAUACCAGAGGCAUUUACCAGUGAUUUUCAGGUUCACUGGGGCCAACAUCCCUUGCGGCCAGAAUUUCUAGAAUCCACCUAUUUCCUCCAUCGUGCCACAGGUGACGAUCACUAUCUUCAAGUUGGCAAAACAGUUUUAAAAGCGCUGCAGCAGUACACCAGAGUGCCAUGCGGUUACGCAGCUGUCAAUGAUGUCAGGACGAGAAUCCAUGAGGAUAGAAUGGAUUCAUUCGUCCUGGCCGAGACAUUUAAAUAUUUAUUCAUGCUGUUUGGGGAAGACAAGGAUUUGCCGAUAAAGUUGGAGGAUUAUGUGUUAACUACUGAGGCACACUUUCUUCCACUUUGGCUUGCGACAGAUGGGAAGAACUCCACUUUGAAUAUCCGGGUGGAUGAUGAAGAUGAUGAUAAGUAUAGAAAAACAUGCCCGAACACAGCGACCCUAGAUUCUGAAAAGGUCCGGCGUCCGAUGCGACAAAUGUUAGGAUCGUCCGCGGCACGACCACCCGCGAGGCUGCUGCCUUUGAAUGACCCGAGGCAAGUUCACGCAUUGUCUGAUAUGGGAAUAUCAGUCUUAACGCUGCCAGACGGAAGGGUACAAUUGCUUUAUACUACUAAUACGGCGAAAUCAGCUAAAGACGCCGCCGAGGGACUGACGUUUAUGCGUGAAAUGUCAAAAUGGAACUCUUUAAGUGAAAUGGAGAAUGGCGUAAUCGCUGCCGGUGUGAAAUUUAACGAGAAAAUUUACCCGGCUGGCCCAGGCCUCUUCGGAAAAGAGAUAACAGGUAACGAACGCUAUAUGAGCACCGCUGUAUACGUUAUACCAAACGAUGCCUGCUCACAAAUAGAGAACAGUCAUGACAUAGCAGGUAAAAUAGCUAUCGCAACACGCGGUCAAUGCACGUUCGCCCAAAAAGUCAGAAACAUCCAAGAAACAAAUGCUCAACUUGUUAUAAUUCUGGACAACGUUAAAGAUUCGUCACACGAGAGCACAGCACUUUUCGCGAUGUCCGGAGACGGAAAAAACGACAUACGAAUACCAGCCGUAUUCCUCUUCAGUAAAGAAGGAAACGCUUUGAUCGAAGCGUUGAACAAUGACCCGGAACAAUUCAUAGUGAUCGGUGAAUUUAAAUCUAUGAAGCAAGAAUUUGAGAAUACGUGUGAGGAUAAGGAUUUAGAACCAGUUCAAGAUAAAGAGUCAUUUGACCAUUUGAAGAAAGUCUUAAGUCAGCUGGUCGCUCAAUUCGAACUCACGCUAUCGAGUGACGACCAGAAGUGUGAAGAACCUACUGAUGCGUAUCUAACGAGUAAACAAGGGGAAAAUGUAUGCAAAAUUGCUUCGAAUGAUGGCGAUUGA
Molecule: messenger RNA, 2454 nt
Organism: Pieris macdunnoughi
Lineage: Eukaryota; Metazoa; Arthropoda; Insecta; Lepidoptera; Pieridae
Source: the annotation of a GenBank genome assembly